GCGACGCUUCCCUUCGCCGCUCGCUGGUGGGGCGGGAGAGCCAGGCCGGCGGCGCGGCCGCGCUGGGCCGGGCAGGGCCGGGCAGGACUCGGGGGCGCGCGGUGGGGCGCCAUGCGGGGGCCCCGGGCCCCCCUCUUCGGGCUGUGGCCGAAGCUGGUGCUGCUGCCCCUGCUGUUGCUGCUGGGCCACCGGACUCGGUCCCGGGACAGCCCUGGGCCACUGCAGUGCUAUGGAGUUGGACCCUUGGGCGAUCUGAACUGCUCGUGGGAAGCUCUUGGGGACCUGGGAGCACCCUCCACGCUGCACCUCCAGAGCCAGAAGUACCAUUCCAAAAGAACGUGGACCGUGCCAGUGCCCGUCGGGCAGAGCUGGGUGACCAUUCCGAGGGAACAGCUGACCAUGUCUGAUGAACUGCUUGUCUGGGGUACCAAGGCAGGCCAGCCUCUCUGGCCCCCAGUCUUCGUGAAUCUGGAAACCCGAAUGAAGCCAGAUGCACCCAGGCUGUACCCUGACGUGGACUUUUCAGAGGAUGAGCCCCUGGAGGCCACUGUCCAUUGGGCCCCACCUGUGUGGCCACCCCAUAAUGUCAUGGCCUGCCAGUUCUACUAUCAAAGAUGCCAGGGGACGGCCUGGACCCUGCUGGAGCCGGAAUUGAAGUCCAUUCCCCUGGCACCUGUCGAGAUUCAGGACCUGGAGCUGGCCACUGGCUAUGAGGUGCGGGGCCGCUGCCGAAUGGAAAAAGAAGAAAAUCUUUGGAGCGAGUGGAGCCCCACUUUGUUCUUCCAGACACUGCCCUCUGCUCCAAAAGAUGUAUGGAUAUCUGGGAACCUCUGUGGGACACCAGGCAGACAGGAACCCCUGCUUCUGUGGAAGAACCCGGGGCACUGCGUGCAGAUGAGCUAUAAAGUUUGGUUCCAGGCUGAAGGCCAGGAGCUGAUCCAGAAGACGGCUCCCUGCUGCAGCUCCUCCGUCCCCGCCCUGGCCGAGUGGGUUGGGGUGUCUGCCAUCAAUGCCACGAGCUGGGAGCCUCUUACCAACCUUUCUUUGGCCUGCCUGGGUGCAGAUCUCGCCCCCCGAGACGUGGUGGUCAGCAGCAUUGCGGGCAGCACAGGGCUGCUGGUGACUUGGCAGCGGGGGUCUGGGGAGUUGCAGGAGCACGUGGUGGACUGGGUUCAAGACGGGGAUCGCCUGGAGCACCUCCGCUGGAUCCGGCUUCCCCCUGAGAACCUCAGUGCUCUGUUGCCAGGGAAUUUUGAAAGAGGGGUCCCCUACCGAAUCACGGUGACAGCAGUCUCUCCUUGGGGCGUGGCCCCUGCCCCCUCAGUCUGGAGGUUCAGAGAGGAACUGGUGCCCCUAGCUGGGCCGGUGCUUUGGCGACUCCAGGAUGCCCCUCCAGGAACCCCUGUCAUAGCCUGGGGAGAGGUCCCAAGACAUCAACUCCGGGGCCAUCUCACGCACUACACUGUGUAUGUACAGAGCGGGACCAAGCCUACUGUCUGCAUGAAUGUGAGCCGCAGCACCCGGAACAUCACCCUCCCUGACCUUCCCUGGGGUCCUUGUGAGCUGUGGGUGACCGCAUCCACCAACGCAGGACAGGGGCCACCAGGUCUCAGCCUCCGGCUUCACCUACCAGAUAACAGCCUGAAGUGGAAAGUUCUGCCGGGUGUCUUUCUCCUGUGGGGCUUGCUCCUGACCGGCUGUGGUGUGAGCCUGGCCACAUCUAGAAGGUGCCUCCACCUUCGGCACAAGGUACUGCCCCGCUGGGUCUGGGAGAAGAUUCCUGAUCCGGCCAAUAGCAAUUGUGGCCAGCCCCACGUGGAGGAGGUGCCUCAGGCUCAGCCCCCCAGGGACUUGCCCAUCCUGAAAGUGGAGGAGAUGGAGCCGCUCCCGGUUAUGGAGCCCCCCCAGACCUCCACCCAGCUGGGCUCUGGCUAUGAGAAACACUUCCUGCCCACCCCCGAGGAGCUGGGCCUUCUGGGCCCACCCCCAGUUCCCAAAUUCCGGCCUGAACCCAGCCCAGGCCAGGAGAGGGGUGCCCAUUUGACAGACGAAGACACUGAGGCUCAGAGAGGCUGAGUCACUUGCCUGAGGACACCCAGCCAGGAAGAACAGGUUGAAGGACCCCUACAGAGGGAGGGUCUGGCCCUCUGGGGAGUAUAUGGAUGGAGGGGGGAGCAAAGGAACGUGUAUGAAAUCGAGUGGCAGCUGCCUCCCCAGAUCUGUCCUGCUGCUGUUAAUAGAAACGGCUGCUGGGCGUCGCCGCUGUCCCACCUGCAGCCACACGCAGCCCCGGAUGGAGUUCCCGCCGACGGACUGCGGGCAGGAGUGCCGCGGGCUGAUGCCCAGACGAGGCCCAAAGGGGUCUGGGCUCUUCCACACUUACCCUUGCCCAUGAGCUGGACACCGGCGUGCCUGCCAUCCCGCCUUAACUGUACGGGAGAAGGUGGACCACGAAGAGGAAAGGAACCUCUGUUCCAAGUGACUGUGUGACUGUGUGACUGUGUGACUCCAAGCCACCCAGAGAAACACCCUUGUACGUUUUUGUAGCUCCCGUAGCUGGGGCGCUGUGUCCGGCAGCCAUGUCUGCUCACACUGACUCCCUGACGCCAGCGGGAGUGAAGCCCUUGCUCUCUCCCCCCGGAGGUGGUGAGGGGGACCCGUGCCAAGAGCACACACACGCUCAGACUGUCCGGAUGCUUGAACAUUUAAUUUUCAAGUAUAAAGGCUUUGUCGUAGAAGGGGGCCAGGGUCACAGGCAGUGGGAAGCGUCCAGAAGCCCGGGAGGAGGUGACGUGCGGGCCAGCUGGCUUCCAGGUGGCCCAGCCAGCCCCCAGGUGGCCCAGCCAGCCCGGUGGCGCCCUGUCUGCGCCGGGGACCCGCUGCUGGAUGCCGAGAGGCCGAGGUAGCUGUGAGAGGAGCCGGACGUGGGGUGGUGGGCGUGGGCUCACAUGACCGCACAACACUGGCACGUCUUUUGCUUAGGCCCGCUUGCCUCUUCGCCCUCGGGAGGGGCAGAUGGCUCGGGCUGCCGGGCAGGUGCAUAGGUGGGCACAGGCCGGGCACUGGGGUUGGCCCGAGGCCCUUGCGCCCGAAGCAGUGGCUGGCACUCGGCAGGCUGCUCUGGGGCUGGGGUCUCUGCCAGGAGGGGGGUGGUGUCCCCCGAGGGGCCCUGGCCCUCAGCAGGAGUUUGGGGCCUUACAGAUCCCUCCUCCAGGGAGCCUUCCUGCUUCUCCUGGGGCUGUGGAUCUUCCUCUUCUGGCCUUGACUCUUCCUUGGCCCCCACGGGAGCCCCUGCCUCACUCACCUCCUCUGCCUGACAUUCCUGUCCGCCCUCAGACUCCCUCUGGUCUUCCUGACUCAGAUCUUCCUUGACUGCUUCGGUCUUCUCAGCCUCCAGUGGCGGCUCAUCUCCCCCUCUCUCAGCCUCCAGUGACUCCUCGCCUUCUUUCUCGGCCUCCAGUGGCGCCUCACCUCCUGUUCUCUCUACCUUCGGUGACUCCUCGCAUUCCUUUCUUUCCAACGCCCCUGGUUCUUCAGUCACCUCUAGCUUUUCCUCCUCUCCUUUCUGCUCUACUCCCAAUGGUUCCUCGUCUUCCUUCUCUGCCUCUGGCUCUUCUGCACUUUUCAGCUCUACUUGCAAUGGCUCCUCGCCUCUUUCCCUCUCUGCCCUCAAAGGUCCCUCAACUGCCUCUCUUGCUACUGACAACAGUUCCUCAGCUGCUUCCCUUUCUGUCCCCAGCUUGUCCUCACCCCCCCUCCUCUCUGCUUCCAAGGAGUCCUUGCUUCCUUCCCUGUCCGCCAUCACAGACAUGUCUGCUCCUUCCUCCUCCGUCCCUGCCUUCUCCUCACUCCACUCCUUUCCUCCGCCCACUGGUUCCUCUGUUUGGCCCCUCCCUGCCUCCCCAGCUUCCUCCCCUGCCCCCCUCUCUGCCCCCAGUGGACUCUCAGGUCCUCCCCCCUGUCCCCACAUCCUGGGCCCUUCCAAUCCCUCCACCCCCAGCUCCUCCCAGUCCUCGCUGAGGGUCACCCUCUCCACCCAAAUGAAAGACCCCUCCUCUCCUCCAGAGCCCCCUGGCCCAUCAGGGCUGCCCCUGGGAACACCUUCUCCAGGAGCUGCUCCUUCUAGUCUCACCUGAAGAAGCCUCGGUGAGCUGGCCUGCGCAGCCUUCUGGCCCCCGCCCAGCUCCCCUGUGGCCUCUGAGUCCCCACUGUCUGGCCCUCCCACGCCCUCCCAGACCACCUCCACAAUGCCCCUGUCCUCCUUCACCCAGGAGGGGAGCUCUGGGCAGCUAGCUUCCUGCCUCUCCCCAAUGGCCUCCAGCACCAUCUCCUCUACCUUAGCCUCUAGUUCUGGGCCCGUGGCCGCCGUGGCACAGUCCUCCGUGGCCCUCAGCCCCUCCCAUACCACCUUCACCACACCCGCUUUGGCCUCGUCCGCGCCCCCCUUGGAGGCUGCCAGCGCCUGACUAGGCUCCUGCUCUGGAGGGGGGCUGAGUCCAGGGCAGGGGCCAUUGGCUUCUGAGGAGGCCCCUUCUGCCCCAGGGAACAGCCUCAGGGCUGACGGAGCCCUGACAGCCUCAUCUCGGGCCUCUGAGGGGGACUCUGGAGAUGUGUCCACUGGUCCAGCUGGUAGGGAGGCUCUCUUGUUCAGAUCAGCGUGGUCUUGGGGAGUGACAGGAGGAAAGGAGAAGAAACGGGGCGACAGAGUGAGAUUCUGAGCCCCUAGAUUCAGACCCCUCUUCUUGGGACCCCCAGACCUGGAGCACAAGCACCCACCUGUGGGACCUGCCUCCACGGUAGGCUGGGAGAGAGGCCGGUGACCCUGCAGGGAUGGCAGAGACAAGGUCAGGCCAGCCCGUGUCUGUACCUGCACGCGGGUACCCUCCCCUGCUCAAAACACCCUCAAUGCACCCCCCUACCCCGCCAUCACAUUCAGGAUCAAACCCUCAGCCUUCCUCACCUGGUCCAGGGCCUCACACGCAGUAGGUGCUUGUCAAUACUGUGUCUGUGAGCCAACAGCUGUGUAUUAGGGACCUACUCUGUCACCUACUGAGAUUGCCGUGGACAAGGGACACUUAAGCCUUUUGCUUGGGGGACUUACAUUCCAGGGGGGUGAGGUAUAAACAAAAACAAAUAUGUAAUGCCAGGGAGUGAGAAAGACUAUGGCAGAAAAAAAAAUAAGCAGGAGGAGGGGCUCUCAAGGAAGUGACACUGAACAGAGAGAGACCCAAAGGGCAGGAGGAGACCGCCUUAACUCAAGAGGUACAUAAGGGCAUUCCAAGCAGAGGAGAAAGCAGGAGCAAAAGCUCUGGGGCUGCAAUGAGCUACACAAGUUCAAGGACUGGAAAAGAGGCUCAGCAUAGCUGGAGUGGGGCAGGGUGGGGAGGGACAGUGCGAAAGUAUGAAAAUGGGCUCAGGGAGGGGAGUGGAGGGGCAGCCAAGCCCCAGGGAUCUCCUCAUAGUUCUCUGAUCUUAUUCCCUUUCCGGCCUCCAGGCCUUUAUGUGGGCUGUUUCCUCUGCCUGGAAUUCCCUUUCCACUCUUGCCUGGUUCCCACUCAGAUUCCAUAUAUAUGGCACUGCCUCCAGGAGGCCUUCCCUGAACCCCCAACCUUACUCAGGUGAUUUCCCCCGUGCUCCUCCCCUGCCCAGGGCUCCCCCCAUCACAGACUCUUGGAUGGUGAGCUCCCGUGGGCCAGGAAUCCUUUCUUGCGCCUCUCUGGCAAGGAACUCCCAGCCAGUGUUUAAAACCUAACAAGUGCUGCUUCCCACAUCCAUAAACAAGUCUGCUUCUCCCUCUGUGCUCUGAAACAGGCAUCUGGGAGCUAAGCUAAGGCACCAGGAAGAGCCAGAGAUUGUGGCCCCUGCUCUUCCCUAUGGCCAGGCACAAAUGUUGGCAGAUCUUGGGACUUCGGGGACAACCCAGAGAUCCAGAUUUUAAUGUAAGGUUGUCAAAAGCCUGUGUGUUGUGUAGCAUGCAUACAGACUGUAUCUUAAUAAAAGUGCUGCUAAAACAAAA
Molecule: messenger RNA, 6016 nt
Organism: Mustela lutreola (European mink)
Lineage: Eukaryota; Metazoa; Chordata; Mammalia; Carnivora; Mustelidae
Gene: IL27RA
Product: interleukin 27 receptor subunit alpha
Exons: 14
Coding region: 112-2076 (654 amino acids)
Biological process (GO): positive regulation of activated T cell proliferation; cytokine-mediated signaling pathway
Cellular component (GO): external side of plasma membrane; interleukin-23 receptor complex; interleukin-12 receptor complex
Molecular function (GO): interleukin-27 receptor activity; interleukin-23 binding; interleukin-12 receptor binding
Source: RefSeq, a predicted model, not a curated record